CUUCUAUCCCGCACCGCUCGAUAUCGAACUUAUCGCCUGCUCGCGCCGGCUGUCUGUCCUUACCUCCAAUACCUUCACCAUGGCAGACCUCGAUAACCUGGAGUAUUACAUCAAGUUUCCCAGCCCGAACUUCAACUACGCAGCGGCCGCCGGCAAUGGAGGAGGUAACGGAUCCUCCAUCAAUGGUGAAAGCGACUUCGUCUUUGUUGUGGACGAGCAAAAGCUUCCGGUCAUUUUGCUGUUUGGCUGGGCCGGCUGCCAGGACAAGUACCUGGCAAAGUAUUCGCAGAUAUAUGAAGAAAAAGGGUUAAUAACGCUGAGAUACACGGCACCAGUGAAAUGUCUCUUCCUAAAACGUUACCAAAUGAUAGCUAUAGGAGAAAGGUUGGUGAAGCUACUGAUAGACCUAAAUUUUGAUACGCAUCCUAUAAUAAUUCACGUUUUCUCCAAUGGUGGAGCAUUUUUGUACCAGAACUUCGCCUUGGCUUUGGAUAAUAGUGAAAAAAACAUCAUGGUGAAGGGGGUGAUAUUUGACUCCGCUCCUGGAAGAAGAAGAGUGACCAGUCUGUUCAGAGCAAUUUCUGCGAUAUUAGGGGGAAAUAAGUUCUACAAUUUUUCUGUAUCUUUGAUAAUGACCAUGUUCCUGUCAAUGAUAUGGCUCUGUGAGGUAAUUUCGAAUACAAUUCAUCCGAAAACUACAUUUCAGUCGAAUCCACUAGAGAAUUUGAAGAGCGAAAAGAACAGGUGUCCACAGCUCUUUAUAUAUUCCAAAAAUGAUGACUUAAUACCCCACACAGAUAUAGAGUAUUUCGCAGAAUGGAGAAAAAAGUCAGGUGUUGAUGUUACAACUGUGUGCUAUGACAGGAGUCUUCAUGUGAAGCAUCUUGCCGAAAAUAGGGAAAACUACGUGAAGACGGUAUACAAUUUCAUCAACCGUUGCUUGAAUGGAAGUACUUAAUCCAGCUUAAAUUCAAUCUAAAACUUUAUUCCAGAUAAAUCUUUAUUUCAAAAUAUAUUUAGAGGUUAUGAUCCGUAAGGCUUGAUGUAAUAACACUGAAACAUGGGCUUCAUAGAAAACAUCUCCUAAGCAUAACAAAGCAAACAUGAUUGCACCUGGUAUCACGAUUGUAGAAACUUGAUAUGAGAUAAUUUGACGUUGGAAUCACACAGGUUCCUACACCACAGAUAUUGGAUUUCAUUUUAUUGUCUGGAUGCAGGUAUGGAAAAAAUUUAUCCUAUUAUAUGCCAGAAGGAGUUAGCGGAGCUGUUCACAAUGUACAUGCCCUCGGUGCGUACGAAACGCUGGAGCACAAGAGGCUGCAGCUCUUCUUUUUUUUUGUGUCACGCGACGUUCCCUCAACGUUAGCGAUUACAACGGAGAAUACGAUCGUAUGAGCAUAUAUUUCCAGUCCUAGAAGCCCAUGCUAAAGUACUUGAAAAAUAAUACUUUUUUUGCAUUUUCAUUUGACAGCCAACGUAAUGUUUAGUACAAAUUUUUUAAAUAGGUAACAUUUUUUACAUUACACAGUUUUAGUUGAUUACAGUGAGUUAUGUGGAAAAGAUGGUAACAAAAAUUGGAUAGUCUGUAACCUAUGGGAUAAGAUGCUACACGGUAUUAUCGGAAAAAGAAAAGCACCAAGUCUGAGUUGAUUUUAAAGUUAUUAGGCAUUUUCUGUUAAGUAUAUUCCAAUAAGACUUCAAAUGUCUGUUUUCAUUGAAUUAGUUCACAGGUUGAUUUUGAAAUGUUUAUCCAAAUAAAAAGUUUUUUCGAUGUCAUGCAUUGCAACUAUUUCAGUAGCAAAUAACUAAAAUGAUUAUAGGCUAAGGUAAAGGAGAAUACGUUCCUGAAAUUUAUCUCGAGCAAUUAUUGCAGUAGAGACUACAGGAACUGAGCAGGAACUGUUGUUACACAUUUCGUAAAGAUGCAAAGCAGAAACUUUGAAUUUUGUCAAAAGAACUACCUUAACUACCUUUAAGCACAAAUAUAUACUAUGGGCUGCACAAAAUAGAAUCAAAAUCCACUAAAGAAGUUGUCUCAACUAUUUAAAAUUUUGGUUUUUGUAAGUCAUGGAACCAUUUAACAAAUUUAAUUUUUUGCGGAUAUUUCAGAUAACUUAUUCACAUUAUAACAUGUUUUCCAAUUAAGAACCAUGAAGGAGAUAUAGAAUUUUAUCUUGUGUAGUGUAUUGAGUUGAACAGGAUAAUGUGAUAUUUGAGUAGCUAGUGGUCGCCGGAGGACCCAUACAUGAUUGAAUAUUGAUUAUUUGUUGGAUUUAAGUUGGUUUCUCUAGAUCUUGUACUUAUUUUCGGAAUCCAAAUACUAAUAUUUUCAAAACAAAUGAGUAAGUGCUACAACAAGUGCUGAAACAAAUGAUGAUAAUGAUACAUGGGACUCCAAAUUAGGAUUAGACGAACUAAUGUUUAACGCACAAUGCUAAACUGGUUAUAAUACUAGAUAUGGUUAUAAUAUUAGGGAGUGAGUCAGAUCAUAGAUCUAUGGUAAAAUCUACUCGUAGCUGCUAGCUUCACGUCAGACCUGUUUUCGUUUUCUUUAUAAUCUCCACGCCGAUGGGAGAGGAAGUAUUGUAAUUGCGAAAAUAGUUGCGAAGUUAUUUUUUUUGGAUGUUAAAUGAGAUAUGCAGCACGAGAAUCCAUGUCACCCAUUUCCGUCUGCCUGUCGCCGGUAUGUGCGCUAAUCCUGGUCCCUGCUGUAACUUGGAAAGUACCUCAAAUUUUUAUGAAAUUUUGAUACUUUACUAUGUCAAGCUUUGCAGUAUUUGGAAAUCGAUCCACUGGCGGCAAAGCUCCGGCCAAAAAACAAAAAAGAAGGUGAUGCAAAUUGGGGGUUGAAGUUUGUUGGGUAUCCUUGGGUACCAGUGGCAGACGUUCUCUUAUUAAGAAGCUUCCGAUCUCGGUAAUACUAUGCGCCUGAUUGGCAAAUCAGAACGAAGUUUCAGUCAUGCCAAUUUAUUCUGGGCGCACAUAUUCGUUUUCCGCGUUCGAUUUCCGAAUUCGUUUUCCGUAUUCGGAGACCCGAAUGCAUCAAACGCUAAUAAAAUACAUUGACUGCCGCACACGUUCGUUUUUUUUUCCGAACGGAACACAUUCCUUACGUACGCUUCCUGCGUUCGUAAACGGAUAAAAUCUAAUGACGUCACGCAGAACGCAGCACUGGCAUACAUUUGUAAUGUACCGCCGCACGCAGUCGGAAAUUUCCAUCCAGAACCGAGCAGUGACGUGCGUAUUGGACGUCACGUCGUUGCUUCAAGAACUCGAAUGCAUCAGGACAAUGUGUGAAGCCGACGAAGUAACAUUGGCUGUUGAAAAGCACUCCUGCUUGUGGUAUAUUCAUGACAAGAACUACCACAAUAGAGAUGUCAAAGAGUUGGCGUGGGAGCAAGCUUUCAAAGAGAUUAUAUAGGAUUGGAACUCGUGCAUAAAAGUAGAAAAAGAAAACAAGAGUAAAAUUACUUUUCUUUCACUUUUAUUACUUUUAUUGUUGUAAAUUGGUAAUCCUUUCGUUUUAUAGAUUUCGUUAUAUAAUAUUUCUUCUGCCGGAGUCAUGAAAUACCGAGCAAACUCAUCUCUUAUGCUUCAGCCUCAGUUUGUAGAUCUAUGUUGUGUAUUCAGAGAUAAUCUGAUCCAGGUAUCUUGCUUCCUUAAUUUAUCACGUAUGCCAUUAUGAAGUUCAUCGAAAGAUUGUAUUGACAUUCUGUAGAAAUCAAAGAAUUUAUCUGGAUGUGCUCGUAACUUUGCUCUUUUUAGAUAAAAUGGACUCUCGAAGGUUCUCCGACUGGUUAACGGAUGCACCCAAUACCGACGAUUCUUUUUCUUCUUUUUUGAUAAUAAUAAUAGCAGUGCAAUUCACAGAGCCGCCACUGACCGUACUGAUAGUACAAUAUGCACUUUAAAAAAUUGAACGUUUGUGCUAGGUUCACGGAAUUCCGAAUUGGAAUUCCUGAUUAGGAAACCGUAUACGGAAAACGAAUGUAUGCGUCCAGCCUAAGGCGACACGUUUCGAGUUUCACUCCCCAUCUUGCGACCGCCGCACUACCAGAUGAUAGCAUUUAAUUGACUGGCCUUGACAAAAAAGUUACAGGCACAGGCUAUAAUAGCUAUGCGACGUAUACGAGUAUUUUACCACAGGCUGGCCGAAAUCCAAAUAGCGGCGUUAGGCACAUUGCUUUUGCUCUUUUGUAUUACAAGUAAAUAUAACGUAGUCGUCUUAGGUCAAGAAGGUCGACUUUAUAUCUCAUAUACAGUUGCUUUGUUCAACCAUAGUUCAUAUGGCGUAAGGUCGGAAAAUAAACCGAAUAUAAACUAACUGAUGACAGAAUUUCAUGGGAAGUACCGAGUCAUUCUACUUGAUGCCAUGUUUUUGUAGAAAAUGACGCUAUGAUUCGGUCGCACCAUCUUGACCACCUGACCAUCUCGUGCACUUGACGAAAAAACCUCAAGCCACAAGUAAUGCUUAUGUGGAAUGAAGGUGAUGAGUAUACUUACGUACAAUAUUAUAUGUUUACAUAUUUCAUUAAAUAUUUAUUGAUUGUUACUUGAUGCUUACGUUUAUAUACUGUGCUUUCCAAAAAGUCCCCCCCUCCAAUUAUUUUUUGAAGAUUGAGUCGCUUAUGACCUGACAACCAGUCGUCAGAACAUUAUAUUAUGUUAAACCAAUAUUAUUCUUUUCAGAAGGUGUAUCCGAAUAUGGGACAAAAAUGGCAAUUCACUUCUAAAAAUUGUCAAAAUCUGUUUAUUGAAUGAAUCUCCCAUAUUUUAUUCCAAAUUCAUGUAGACCUUUCCAAAAGAAGAUUGAUGUAACAUACUGUAACGUACGAGCAAAAACGCUCAAGUUCGAUAGUCUGGUAUUUUAUAAUUUUGGAAGAUAGUGAUUUUAUAUUCUACGAUUAUGAACUGAUCAUAAGGAACUUCAAAAUGGGGGGCCUUUUUGAAAACCACUAUAAUGUGUGAUCCUUUAUAAAAGGUCUAUAAAAAUACUUUUGAAGCUAAAUUAGGUGGUGCAACAUUGUCCAUAGGGUAGUAGAAUGAGAUGUAUUUAUGACUUCCACGUUUAUACGAAAAUUGAAAUUAGAUGUUACUCUUGCAAUAUAUGUUUUUAAGUCGUCAGCAAAAUUUUUAGAAUAGGUGUUUCCUGAACAGAAUCAGCGCUCAUUUUUCAACAACAAAAGAUAAAUACUAGGAUGAACAUCAGGGUGAAUACAUGAAUGAGAAUAGAUAGAGUAUUUUCAAUUAUUUGCGAACUACAGAAAGUACUCCACGUGAUGUGCUAAUCAAUGGUACAAAUUUCCAACACAAAGAGGCAAGACAUCAGUAUCUAAGUGGACUUAAUUUUAUGUGGUUAGGGUAUUUUUUAUCUAUAAAACUAAAUUUUACAGAUACACGAAAAGACUAACCAAAUGUUGUUACUUAUGCAGAGUGAUUUAAGACAACUUUAUUGUGAUACACUUAGUAGCGUUCUGAACGCAGUAUAAUUUUAAACAAUAGUUUCUACACUUAUUAAUUAUAGGUGCUAAACUUAAUGUAAUAUUGUUUAUAUUAUUAAAUAGUUUGUCAUUUA
Acanthoscelides obtectus is the source of this 5575-nucleotide messenger RNA. The record is from the annotation of a GenBank genome assembly. Lineage: Eukaryota; Metazoa; Arthropoda; Insecta; Coleoptera; Chrysomelidae.